Molecule: messenger RNA, 1080 nt
Organism: Alnus glutinosa
Lineage: Eukaryota; Viridiplantae; Streptophyta; Magnoliopsida; Fagales; Betulaceae
Exons: 4
Coding region: 1-1080 (359 amino acids)
Molecular function (GO): nucleic acid binding; RNA-DNA hybrid ribonuclease activity
Source: RefSeq, a predicted model, not a curated record
AUGGGCGUUCCACGGGAAAGGGUGGUCUCGGUCUCAUGCCAUUUAUUGGGUUUUGCCAAAGAGAAGGUGCUGCCUCUCGAAUCAAUUGAACUCCCUGUCACGGCAGGAACUUAUCCGAGGCAAAAGGUCAUCAUGGUAAAAUUUCUGAUUGUAGAUAGAACUUCAGCCUACAACGCUAUUAUUGGAAGGAUAGCUCUUAACGAUUUGAAAGCUGUCACCUCGACACCGCAUCUCAGUAUGAAGUUCCCGACAGAAGAGGGAGUCGGAGUGGUAAAGGGAGAUCAGAAGGAGGCUAGAAGAUGCUACAACUUAUCUUUAAAAAGCACCCCGAGGCAGUACAAUCUGGGGAUUGAUCCCUCGGUUAUUGUCCACAAGAUGAAUGUGGAUUCGAGUCAUCAACCAGUGAAGCAGAGAAGAAGAACUUUCGCCGCAGAACGAAAUCAAGCUAUCACGGAAGAGGUAGAGAAGUUAAAAGCCGGAUUUAUCCGGAAGGUGCAUUACCCUGAGUGGCUGGCCAAUGUGGUGUUGGUGAAAAAGUCUAACGCUAUCAAGGGGCAGGUUCUAGCAGAUUUCUUGGUUGAAUUUUGCAACAUCCCCGAAGCGGAAGAGCUUCCCAAAGAAUCAACCUGGGUUGUGCAUGUGGAUGGUUCCUCGGCACGGAGCAGAAGCGGGGUGGGAGCCAUCCUAAGGAACCCCGAAGGUCAAGAGUUCGGUUUUGCCAUAAAACUGGAUUUUGUCACCACCAACAACGAAGCAGAAUAUGAAGCCGUAAUAGCAGGGUUGUUGUCACAAAGAUACCCCGAGAGGAAAAUACCCGAGCAGAUGAACUCUCAAAGGUCGCUUCAGGAACAAAUGAAGAGAUUGAGGCGAACAGAUGAAGAGAUUGAGGCAUCACAGCGACAAAUUAUUGUUCUGAUCGAGCCGUCCAUAACCCCGAAGGACAACAUUAUGGAAGUAGGUAUAACGCCGAACGAACCAGAAUGGGCUACUGAGAUUAUUCAGUUUCUGAAAAACGGGUCGUUACCCCAAGAAAAGGCUGAGGCUCGAAAGGUCAAAAAUCAAGCAACCCGGUUUUGCUGA